This is a messenger RNA of Siniperca chuatsi (mandarin fish), 1862 nucleotides long. It is a transcript of the gene hacd3, whose product is annotated as 3-hydroxyacyl-CoA dehydratase 3. Bases 138 to 1211 code for a protein of 357 amino acids. Gene Ontology annotation, molecular function: 3-hydroxyacyl-CoA dehydratase activity. The transcript is spliced from 11 exons. The record is from RefSeq and is a predicted model, not a curated record. NCBI's taxonomy places the organism in Eukaryota, Metazoa, Chordata, Actinopteri, Centrarchiformes, Sinipercidae. Gene Ontology annotation, biological process: very long-chain fatty acid biosynthetic process; sphingolipid biosynthetic process; fatty acid elongation. Gene Ontology annotation, cellular component: endoplasmic reticulum membrane.
ACCGCGCACGUUCGCAGAAUAUUCUGGGUAUUUGGUGAGGCUUUCCAGGACGGCUAGCAUGAGGCGAGGAGACUUCAUUCAUUGUCCGCCCACACUGAUAUUUGUUUGAAACUUAAAACUCUAUAAAAAACGGAACAAUGACACUCACACCUCUCGUUUACUGGGCUCAACGCCAUGAAGAGAUUUACCUGCGAGUGGAACUGACAGACGCUCAGAAUAUUGAUGUCCAUGUACACGAAAAAGUGCUUCAGUUUAGAGCCCAGGGCCAUGGUGCAAAAGGACAAAACGAGUACAAGUUCAGCUUGGAGUUUCUUUUACCAGUAAAGCCAGAGGUGAGCCAUAAGUCCACGCAGCGGCAGGUGAAUAUUACAGUGCGGAAAGAGCAGCGAGGUUGGUGGGAAAGACUGGCGGCACAGGAGCGUAAACCAGUCUUCCUGGUACCUGAUUUUGACCGCUGGCUGGACGAAUCUGACGCUGAGAUGGAGAUCCGGGAAAAGGAGGAGAAAAGGAACAGGCUGAAGGCUUCAAGGCAUAAAGAGGAAGGGUUUGUCAGCCUGAAAACUGGAUUUUUGUUUGUAUAUAACCUGGUACAGUUUCUUGGUUUUUCAUGGAUCUUUGUCAACAUGACUGUGCGGCUCUUUAUCUUUGGCGAAGAUUCCCUCUACGACACGUUUCACACCAUAUCAGACGUGAUGUUCUUCUGCCAGAUCCUGGCAGCAGUAGAGGUCCUCAAUGCUGCUUUUGGUGUAGUCCGGACAGGUGUUAUUCCUACUCUUAUACAGGUGGUUGGAAGGAAUUUUAUCCUCUUCAUCAUUUUUGGUAGUUUGGAGGAAAUGCACAACCAGGUAGUUGUGUUCUUCGUUUUCUAUCUGUGGAGCGCCAUUGAGAUUUUUAGGUAUCCAUUUUACAUGCUGGGCUGUUUCAAUACAGAGUGGGAAACUCUCACAUGGCUGCGGUACACAAUCUGGAUACCACUGUACCCAUUAGGUGUUAUAUCUGAAGCUGUUGCUGUGAUACAAUCUAUUCCCAUCUUUGACAAGACCAAACUCUUCAGCAUUCCUCUACCAAAGGCCGUUGGUACUUCUAUCAGCUUCUCAUACUUCCUGCACAUCUAUCUUGUUCUCAUGUUUCUAGGACUUUUUAUCAACUUCCGUCAUCUUUACAAGCAGAGGAAGAGGCUUUUCUGUACCAAGAAGAGGAAAGCAAAUUGAGAUUCAGCACCAACAACACUCAAACACCUUUGCUGCCUGCUUGUUUUAAAAUGAAAAUGUUUUAAAUGAUCAUCAUUAACCAUGCUCCAGUCAAAUCACUUCUAGUAUUUGUUAUGAAGAAGUUAUUUUUCUUUUCCUUUGCUUUCACUAAAAUAAUUUCAUUUAUGGUCAACAUGAACAAGAUGAUGCAAUAUUGAAAGUCUCAUUUACUGGUGAUUUGAGUUCUUAGAUGUAUUUUGUAGAUUAGUGAAGAGCUGUACUAAGCCAUAUAACUUGAUAUACUUUGUGAUACUGUGUUUAUUUUUCCUUUUAAGUUUUUUUUUUUCUGAAUGGAUUGCGACAGGCACUGAUGAUGAAACCCUGCUGUCGUCAUUUCAUACUAAUUUGUGUACGAAUGAAGAGAGACAACAUUCUCAACAAAUACUGUAUUUGUUAUCAUUCCAGAUUUCUAAACCGUCCCACAAACCUCAGGGAAAAUUAUACUGGUGACUGGUGACUAAAAUUCAGAGAACAUUUUGUGUCCCUUAUGCUCAGUAUUUACCUGCUAUGAAGAAUUCAAAUGCCAACAUUUCCCAGGUUUCCUGUACAUGCGGCAGUUAUUUGACACUGAAUAAAAAUGAAAUUUAAAUCUAGUCAAUUUGUGAAAAAGAU